UGAUGAGCCGACUGGGACAGCGAACUGACUGGCUCUGUUCGCCCGUGUGUCCCUCCCAACUGGUCCCCAUAUCAACCCGUCCCAUCAGCAGCAACCCCUCGCCCCCCAAACAUUGCCACCCAUCUCUAUAACCCCAUCUCUAUAACCCUCAUCUCAUCCAACCCAUCCCAACCCAUCCCAUCCCAUUCCAUUCCAUCCCACACACACAUUUCGGCUGCCUGGCAAACUAGUACAAGCUAGCAAGCUAGCAAGCAAGCAGGCUCUCCACCAUGCGCUUCACCUCGCUCCUUGCACUCGCGCUCCCCGCAGUGGGUAGCGCCAUGGCUUUCCCAAGCCCUAUGGCACCCACCCCGUUUGUGCCCGGCCAGUACGUCUACACGGGCUCAGACGCCCAGCCCGCUCGGAUCGAGAGCGCACCCGGACACCAUGGCGAGAUUCCCAACUCUUACAUGGUCAUCCUCAAGCAUGACGUACCCACCACCGCGGCUCUCGCUCACCAGCAGCUCAUCCGCGCCGCACAGCUCUCCGCCAACGCUUUCCACGCCACAUCGUCCCGCUCGUCCCAUGACGGCAUCCGUCAUGUCUACGACCUCCCCUCCCACAUCCAGGGCUACAGCGGCACAUUCUCUGAAGACGUGCUCGCCUACAUCCGUGCCCAACCAGAGGUCGAGUAUGUCGAGCGCGACUCAAUCGUCAAGACCCAGGACAUCCGCCAGCCCGCUAACGAACACGCGCGCAAAGUCUGGUCUGAGGCAUUUGGCUCCUACUCUUUCGCCGCUGCCACCUCUGCACCAGGUGAGCGCGAUGCGCACGCCAUUGAAAAGGGUGCGCCCUGGGGCCUCGCCCGCAUCUCGCACCGUGAAGAGCUAGGCUUUGGCAACUUCAACAAGUACGUCUACAGCGACAUCUCCGGCGACGGCGUGACCGCGUACAUCGUCGACACAGGCAUCUACAUCAACCACACUGAGUUCGAGGGCCGCGCCCGCUGGGGCAAGACCAUGCCCGUCGGCGACACGGACACCGACGGCAACGGCCACGGCACUCACUGCGCCGGCACCAUCGGCAGCCGAAAGUACGGCGUCGCCAAGCGCGCCGACCUCGUCGCCGUAAAGGUCCUCGGCAGCGGCGGCAGCGGAAGCAUGGCCGACGUCACCGCUGGCGUCCUCUGGGCCGUCGAGGACGCCAAGAAGAUCAGCGCCAAGCUCGCAGCCGAGCCGCACAGUGCCGCCGCCAAGAAGCACAAGGGCUUUGUCGCCAACAUGUCCCUCGGCGGUGGCAAGUCACCGACACUUGACAAGGCCGUUAACGGCGCCGUGUCCAACGGACUGCACUUUGCCGUUGCCGCCGGCAACGAGAACCAGGACGCGUGCAACACGAGCCCCGCGGGCGCCAAGAACCCCAUCACCGUCGGCGCAUCGGACGUUGGGGACAAGCGCGCGUACUUUUCCAACAAGGGCAAAUGCGUCGAUAUUUUCGCGCCGGGCCUCAACAUCAAGAGCACCUGGAACACGGGCAAGGACAGCACCAACACGAUCAGCGGCACAUCGAUGGCGACGCCACACAUUGUCGGUAUGCUCGCGUACUACCUGUCCAUUUAUGGCUCGAACGACUUUGCCAUCAUCAAGGACGCUCGCCCCAUGCCGACGCUGCAGCAGCUGCACGCCGUGUACCACCAGCAGACGGUGACGGCGGCCAGGACGUUUGCGCAGAAGCUUGCGCACGGCGCACACGCGCUGCUGAGCAGCGCACCGCUCGCGCAUUUGCUCCCCGUAACACUGUUCGAGUACCUGCUCGCGCCUACGCGCGCUGCGGAUGCGCCGGUGAUCGUUAGCGUGCUGCACCCGGCCGACAUGAAGAGCGCGCUCAUCGGUCUUGCGACGCGCGGCAUCCUCAGCGACCUCGACGCCGAGAGCCCAAACCUGCUUGCAUUCAACAAUGCGACCAGCACACCGUCUAAGAAGCUGCCGUGAGGCACGCGGGGCGUGCUUGUGUGCAUGGCAUGCGCCAGGCCAACCAUCGCUCCGCAUGACAUCUCACCCCCCCUUAUCUCUCUCACCAGUUUUAGUCGCGUGGUCUAAUGCACUGCCGACAUCCCCAAUCGAGCAUCCCUGCACGCUCCACGCGCGCGUGCGAUGCGCGCAUCCCGUCCGAAUUUCUGUUUCCGUGUCGGCACGCCUCCGCUCCGCAUCUGGCAAGAGUUGGCGUCGUGUCGCGCCGUCCCUGUCCACACGUCACGUAUGACGUACAUCUGCAUGUACAAAUACACACACAAACAUACACACAUUAGUUUUUGUACUGACUUCUCGCUUGUCGUCUCACACGUGUACUUUACAACGCAACCUGAUGUAGUUGUCUAGGU
Molecule: messenger RNA, 2359 nt
Organism: Tilletiaria anomala UBC 951
Lineage: Eukaryota; Fungi; Basidiomycota; Exobasidiomycetes; Georgefischeriales; Tilletiariaceae
Exons: 2
Coding region: 270-1970 (566 amino acids)
Biological process (GO): proteolysis
Molecular function (GO): serine-type endopeptidase activity
Source: RefSeq, a predicted model, not a curated record